This is a messenger RNA of Coffea eugenioides, 2478 nucleotides long. RefSeq names its product ABC transporter B family member 4-like. Gene Ontology annotation, molecular function: ATP binding; ABC-type transporter activity; ATP hydrolysis activity. NCBI's taxonomy places the organism in Eukaryota, Viridiplantae, Streptophyta, Magnoliopsida, Gentianales, Rubiaceae. The record is from RefSeq and is a predicted model, not a curated record. Gene Ontology annotation, cellular component: membrane. Gene Ontology annotation, biological process: transmembrane transport. The transcript has 10 exons. The coding region runs from base 1 to 2478 and encodes 825 amino acids.
AUGCAGGAAAACACAACAGCUUCUCCAACACCAAAACAAACACAAAAAUCUAGCAAAGCAAAUGAAAAGGGUUUUUCCCUCUUCACCCUUUUCAAGUUUGCUGAUGGAGUUGACAUAUUCUUGAUGGUUUUUGGGUCAAUCUGCGCCAUUGCAAAUGGACUAGCACAGCCUGUUAUGGCACUCCUAUUCGGUGGUGUUGUUGACACUUUUAGCACUGCGGAUUACCAGCAUCUGCCUCAAGACAUAUUGCGGGUAUCUAUCAAGCUACUAUACUUGGCUGCUGGAGCAGGGAUUGCUGCACAAAUCCAGGUCUCAUGCUGGACCAUCACAGGAGAAAGACAGGCUUCUAGAUUACAAGGCUUGUACUUUGAAACAUUGUUAAGACAAGAAAUUGGAUACUUUGACACUGAAAUGACAGUGGGACAAGCCCUUGGGAUGGCUUCAAGUGAUGCCAUAACCAUUCAAGAUGCAAUGAGUGCAGAGAUAGGAAAGUCUAUCCAAUACUUGUCAACCUUUCUUGGCGGGUUUUUAAUUGCCUUUGCUAGAGGAUGGCUUCUGUCUCUGUCCCUGAUUUCAAUGAUUCCUCCUCUUCUCAUUGUUGGAGGGGUUACAGUGAUUAUUCUUGCCAAAAUGUCCAUUAACACUCAAGCUGCUUAUUCUGAAGCCAGAGGUGUGGUGGAAGAGACUAUUGGAGCAAUUAAAACCGUUGUUAUCCUAGAGAAGAAAAUUGACAUUAUUUUCAAAUUCUUGCACAAGGUUUCAUCCUUAACAGCAGAAAAUGAAGCCAUCACUAAGUAUGCCAAGAAACUGGAAAAAGUCAACGUGUUUUCUGCCAGACAAGGAUUGGUCUCAGGGCUAGGAUUAGGAACAGUGUCUUUUAUUCUUUUUGGUGGUUAUGGACUAACCAUUUGGUAUGGAUCUAAAUUAAUCCUAAAGAAAGGUUACACAGGUGGACAGGUUAUCAGCAUUAUAGUUGCACUGGUGUAUGGUGGAAUGGCAUUGUUACAAUCUUCGUCGUGUUUAAACGCAUUAUCAUCAGGAAAAGCUGCUGCAAGUAACAUGUUCAAGACAAUCAAAAGAAAGCCAAAAAUCAAUUCUAUUGAUUCGACUGGGAUUGUACUGGAAAACAUCAAGGGUGAAAUUCAUCUAAAAGAUGUCUACUUCAGAUAUCCUGCAAGGCAAGCUGUGGAAGUAUUCUCUGGUCUAUCUUUACACAUCUCAAGUGGUAAGCAUGUAGCCUUAGUUGGGAAAAGCGGAUGUGGGAAGUCAACAGUGAUUAGUUUACUAGAAAGGUUUUACGAUCCAGAUGCUGGUGAAGUACUAAUAGAUGGUGUCAGUGUGAAGAGAUUACAGCUCAGGUGGCUAAGGGAAAAGAUAGGCUUAGUCAGUCAGGAACCAGUAUUAUUUGCCACAACAAUAAGAGAGAACAUAGCAUAUGGAAAGGAAAAUGCCACAGAAGAUGAAAUCAACAAAGCCCUUCAGUCUUCUUCUGCUGCAGCCUUCAUCAAAGACUUACCACUGGGUCUAGACACCAUGGUAGGCAACCUUGGAGCUCAACUCUCUGGUGGACAAAAGCAGAGAAUUGCUAUUGCUAGGAUAAUUCUAAAGGACCCUACAGUUUUCCUUCUCGAUGAAAUAACGAGUGCAUUGGACACAAAAACUGAAAAAGCAAUCUAUGAUGAAAUCUUCAAGAUUGCAUCAAGACGAACAGCAAUAAUCGUUACUCACAGUUUAUCAAGUGUUGAAAACGUUGACAGUAUUGCAGUUAUGCAUCAGGGAAAAAUUGUGGAGCAAGGAACUCAUGCUGAAUUAAUCAGAAAUCAAGAUGGGCACUAUUCCAAACAAGUUAGCUCACAAGGGAAAAAUCAAGUUGAGAAUUCCAAACGGAUGAAUGGAGAAACAAGAAAGUACAUCACUGAGACAAUGGAAAAUUUUGAGGUUCAUGGGAUAGCAUUUCCAGUAUAUGGGUUCCUAUUCGCAACAGCUAUAACAAUUUUUUAUGAACCUCCUAGUCAGCAAGAAAAAGAUUCAAGUUAUUGGGCACAAAUGUAUGUGUUCAUAGGCAGUAUCACAUUCUUAGCAGUAUUAUCGCAAAACUAUUCAUUUGGAGCUGCAAGUGGUAAGCUGAUAAAGCGAAUUUCAUUGCUAUCAUUUGACAAGAUUGUUCAUCGAGAAAUUUGCUGGUUUGAUGAUCCUUCAAAUUCAAGUGGUUCGGUUGGUGCAAGGCUCUCUUGCAAUGCUUCAAUGUUGCAGAGCCUUCUGAAAGAUGGCUUGUCCCUCCUUAUCCAAAAUAUAUCAACAGUUUUUGCUGGAUUGUUCAUAGCCUUAAUGGAGAACUGGAUGUUGGCAUUGAUACUUGUCGCAUUGUGUACUAUGUUGGCAAUGCUAAGCUUCAUUCAAACAAAAUUCCUCAAAAGAUUUGCUGCAGAUGCUGAGGUUGAUCAGAUGAUAUUUGUAUUCACAGUGCAGCAUGAAUAA